UGUGCAGAUGGUGCCAUACAUACUCAAAGACCCCAUCCUGAGAAUCCAUUCACCCAAGUGAAUCCUGAUACCAUGUGCUACUACAGCAGCUACUAUGGGGGCCUGGGCUAUGGCUAUGGCUCUGGUUAUGGCUGUGGAUGUGGCAGCUACCGUGGCCUAGGUUAUGGCUGUGGAGGCUGUGGCUAUGGAGGCCUGGGUUAUGGAGGCUAUGGCUGUGGCUGUGGAGGCUAUGGCUAUGGAGGCUAUGGCUAUGGCUGCUGCCGUCCAUCUUGCUGUGGAAGAUAUUAUUCUUAUGGCUUCUACUGAAAAACCCCUUGCUUCUGGACUAUCAAGGAAUCUGUAGUCUUAGAAAGACAUCACUUUCCAUCUGUUUCUACAGCUGGGCUACAUGGGAAGGGUACCACAACAGGGUCUAGCAAUCCCCAUGGCACAUUCAGGACACCAAUGUGGCAGUAACCAAAAAAAGCAAUAGGACCUGUCCUUCUGGGAAGUGAUUCAGACUAUCCCGUCACAAGAAUGACUUCGACAACUCCUUCCCAGAAAGUUGGCUUACCUUUCAUAGAUUAUUGUGUCUUUUAUGACUUUGCAAUAAACUUGUUUCCCUUGCUUACCAAAGUUGUUUUUACUUGUCCUGUUUGACCUCUGUCUCCUUGGCUUUCAGCCUCUCAUCAUGAAGGGAUUUUCAUU
This is a messenger RNA of Sarcophilus harrisii (Tasmanian devil), 687 nucleotides long. RefSeq names its product keratin-associated protein 20-2-like. The record is from RefSeq and is a predicted model, not a curated record. The transcript has a single exon. Lineage: Eukaryota; Metazoa; Chordata; Mammalia; Dasyuromorphia; Dasyuridae. Bases 73 to 306 code for a protein of 77 amino acids.